GCAGACCACCAUUAAACGAACAGGCAGCAACGAUUUUGGGAGUUCAAGCACCUGGUUACAAGACAUAUACCAUAAAUCUUACAAAAUUUAUCACACACCUGCAUUCUAAAGUCGAGCCACAAACUAUUACAUCGUACCUAGCCGCAUUACGGCACUAUCAUGACAUGAAUCACAUGGACUGGAGCAAUGUACGAUACGACCCUUUAAUUAAACAACUACUGAAAACAAUACAAGGCAAUCACACAUUUAAAGUAACUCAACAGAAAGAACACAUUACGAGGGAACAGCUACAGAAGAUGAAAUUAAGGCUGGAUCUGGCAGAUGCGGAUGAUCUCUUGUUUCUUGUGGUAGCAUUAGUAGCAUUCUAUGGGUUGGCCCGAUUGGGUGAACUUUUACCCGGAUUACUACAGGACACGGCAAAGAUACCA
Messenger RNA from Racocetra persica, 428 nucleotides. The record is from the annotation of a GenBank genome assembly. Lineage: Eukaryota; Fungi; Glomeromycota; Glomeromycetes; Diversisporales; Gigasporaceae.